AGUCAUGCAGAGUUUAAAGGUGAAGAUAUGACAGCAUUUCAUCUUGUGUCUCGUACCCAGUGCUACAGUACAGCUUGUGGUACACUUUGCCCUGAAUCACCAGGAAGCAGCUGUAGAAUUCUGUGUGAAGCCAGCCAUCAAUAGAUUUGUGUGGUUUCAUGGCCACUGAGGAAUAUUCUGCUUUCGCACUGAAUGUCUUUACACGGCAGGAUUCCAGCUCUUCAACUUCUAUAGAUUUUGACUUCACCAUUGAAUAUCAGUUUGUUGAAAAACUGGAAGAGCGAUACAGGUGUGCAUACUGUCGUACAGUCCUUCACAAUCCAAACCAAACUGGAUGUGGACACAGGUUUUGCCAGCAGUGCAUAACAACUUUGAUGAAUUGUUAUCCAGCACCAAUAUGCCCCAUUGACAAAGAAGUGAUAAAGCCUAACGAGGUAUUUAAGGACAAUUGUUGCAGGAGAGAAGUACUUGAUCUUCAAGUGUUCUGUAAAUAUUACCCUGACUGCACAUCCAAUGUGACAUUAGGCCGAUUCCGUGACCACCUUCAGGUCUGCUUGUUUGAAACAGUUCAUUGCACAAAUACCGGAUGCUAUGAAAAUGUGCUUAGGAAAGACUCGAAACAUCACCAGAAAGCUAUUUGUCUGUUCCGGGAGGAAGCUUGCCAAUAUUGCAAAAUACACUUACCUGUAUAUACAUUAAAGGAUCAUGAGCUCACUGACUGCCCUAAUUUUCCUAUCCAGUGUCCAAGUGGUUGUCAUCAAACGAUUCAGAGAAGCAAGAUUGCAGAACACUCCCAGGUGUGUCUGGAGACAGAACAAGAAUGUCCCUAUAAGCGAUUUGGCUGCCUAUUUAAGGAUAAAAGAAUAAAUAUUCAGGAACAUGAGAAUGCUGCCUUGAGGGAACAUAUGAUCCUUGUUCUAGAGAGAAAUACUGAGUUAGAACAACAGAUUCCAAGCCUUUGUAGAAGUGUGGAGUUACAAGACAGUAAAAUCAAGCAGUUAACCGAUGUUGUUACCAAAUGCAGUAAUGAAUUAUCUCAGCUUCUGCACUUGAUUAACAGCAAUGAAACUGUGCUUUCAGCUACUCAGAAAACUCUUUCUAGUCAGAAUGAUAAAGUAACCUGGUUAGAAACACAGAUGAAGCAGCUGACUCAUACAGUCAACCGGGAACAAAACAGGCUUCAUUUCAAAGAAGUAACGGAAACUAUUGAGAAUUUAAGGCAAAAGAUUGUCGGGUUUGAAUCUUAUGGUCAACAAGUGGCUUCUCUGCACCAUCAGUUGAAAAAGCAUGAGGAUGCUGUUAAUUCUCAUAACCUGCAGCUUGGUCAAAAUCAAGACAGAUUUAAGCUCAUAGAAAAUGUUUCAUAUAAUGGCAAAUUGAUAUGGAAAAUUACAGAAUACAAAAGAAGGAAACAAGAAGCAAUCGAGGGACGUACAGUAUCUGUAUUUAGCCAGCCAUUUUAUACCAGUCGCUGUGGAUAUAAACUGUGUGCCAGAGCUUACCUGAAUGGUGACGGCACAGGAAAGGGCAGCCAUUUGUCACUAUUUUUUGUGGUUAUGAGAGGCGACUAUGACUCACUUUUGCAGUGGCCCUUCAAGCAGAAAGUUACUCUAAUGCUCUUGGAUCAAAGCGGGAAAAGAAAUCAUUUUACAGAAAUCUUCAAAGCAGACCCAAACAGUGCUAGCUUCAAAAGACCUGUUACAGAAUGGAAUAUUGCUAGUGGAUGUCCAAAAUUCAUUUCACACACACAGCUAGAAACUGAAAAAAAUGCCUUGUAUAUAAAUGAUGACACUUUAUUCAUUAAAAUUGUUGUUGAUAUAAGUGACCUUGAAGAACUAUAAACAAGGCAUAAUGAGAAGAACUUGAUAUUUUGGGAACCUCUGUUGUUUUAGUUACAAAGGAGGCUUUGCUUGCAUGUACAGUGCUAUCCAUAGCACUGAAUUUCAACUGACAUACAAAUGGAUAUGUAGUUGACUGCGUGGUGGUUUCCCUUCCUUUGCUUCAUUAAGCAACCAUUUUUUUUAAGAUUCCAUUUUGUUUCUGCUCAUCUUCACAUUAUUUUUAAUUAUUUGUUUCAGAUGUCAAAGUUAUUCCUGUAUUUCUGGUUUUACUGGUAAAUAUGUGAAUCUAGCUAAAACAGCAUUUUAUAAACACAAUAAGGGUUUUGAACUCACGGAAAAGGGCAGCUAUAGGAGCACUUCUUAAAUAUGUGCUUUAUUAAUGAAAAAGAAGAGGCAGCUGUGAUAUAGUAAUAAUGCAGUCUUUUUCUGCAUCAUUUAUUUUAAAAUGAGUGUGAUAAGUUAUACAUGUGUAAAAGAUGUUUUGGAUGUGAUAGGAUCAUUGCAAUCUCUAGCUAGGAUGUACAUGUUGCACAUUUGAGUAUAUGCUGCUUUAUUAAUAUAAAAUAAUCAUAUUCAAAGAAAAUUAUUUAUUUUCCACCUCAUUCUCAAACAUGCCAAGACAUUUGGAAUUGGGUAAGUUAAGCAUAUUUUCUAUACUGCUACACUGUAUGUAUGUAUGUUUGAAAUUCUGCUUGUCAUGCCAGUGUCCCAAGUCUGGAAAAGGAUGUGGAUUAUGGAAGGCACAUGGAAUAUGGAAGGAUUUAAUGACUGCUACCCUGGCCCCUCCCCCCAGAGAGGGCUAGGGCACUUGACUGUGCAUCUGGACACCUGAACCAAAAGUACCAAUGUCGUGCCUUUUAGUUGGAGGUUAGCUAUACAGCUUUGCUGCUUGCUAUGCAUCAACAGCGUUGCUACUUGCUAUGCCCCAUAGAAGGAUAAAAUCUGGUUCUUUCACGGAUUCAUUCACACACACACAAACACCCUAAUAUCCAGUUACCUAGAAUGUAGAAGAGGCAACAGGGUGAGACACUGAUUACUGGAGAUUUCUACUGCAGAAGGAGGAGA
Messenger RNA from Protopterus annectens (West African lungfish), 2906 nucleotides. It is a transcript of the gene TRAF5, whose product is annotated as TNF receptor associated factor 5. Gene Ontology annotation, molecular function: zinc ion binding; tumor necrosis factor receptor binding; thioesterase binding. Lineage: Eukaryota; Metazoa; Chordata; Ceratodontiformes; Protopteridae. The coding region runs from base 159 to 1841 and encodes 560 amino acids. Gene Ontology annotation, cellular component: plasma membrane signaling receptor complex. The transcript is spliced from 10 exons. The record is from RefSeq and is a predicted model, not a curated record. Gene Ontology annotation, biological process: positive regulation of canonical NF-kappaB signal transduction; positive regulation of JNK cascade; protein K63-linked ubiquitination.